Molecule: messenger RNA, 1552 nt
Organism: Zymoseptoria tritici IPO323
Lineage: Eukaryota; Fungi; Ascomycota; Dothideomycetes; Mycosphaerellales; Mycosphaerellaceae
Product: peptidase M24
Exons: 5
Coding region: 52-1323 (423 amino acids)
Source: RefSeq, a predicted model, not a curated record
CAACAUCCACGAAACCGAUCCCAGAUCCCAGCGCAGACCAUAUCUCCCACCAUGGCUGCCACUCAAGAAGCUCCCGUUGACUACAGUCUUGCCAACCCUGACACCCUGACCAAGUACAAGACCGCCGCUACGAUCUCGCAAAAGGUCCUCGAGACAGUCUCAGGAUGGUGCACCGAUGGAGCCAAGAUCGUCGACAUCUGCCAACGCGGCGACAAACUCCUGGAUGAAGAGGUGUCAAAGGUCUACAAGGGAAAGAAGAUCGCAAAAGGCAUCUCGCACCCGUGCACAGUCUCGCCAAGCACAUACGUGACGCCAUACACUCCUCUCACCACCGAUGCCGAAGAAGCGGAGACAACAAUCAAGGCUGGAGAAGCGGUCAAGAUUCAACUCGGCGCUCAGAUCGAUGGAUUCGGUUCAAUCGUCUGCGACACCGUCAUUGUUCCCGAGAAGAAUGCCUCUGACAAGACCAUCUCUGGGAGGACUGCCGAUUUGCUCCUUGCUACGUACUGGGCCAACGAGGUCAUGCUCCGUACAUUGCUGCCACCGGGUCUGUUGGCUGCUGGCACUGAGGAAGAGAAGAAGAAGGCACAGGCCGUCAAGCCAUACAGCCAGUCGAAGAUCACGCAGCUGCUGGAGAAGGUGGUGAAGAGCUACGAUUGCAAUCUGGUCGAGAACACUACAUCCUGGGUAUUCGAGCGCAAUGAGAUUGAGGGCAAGAAGAGAAUCAUCACCGCGCCAGGCGAGGGCACCAAGGGCGAGGGUCUGCCAGAGGUUGGUGAGGCUUGGGGUGUGGAGAUUGGUGUGAGCACUGGAACUGGCAAGGUCAAGACUUUCCCGAACAGACCGACUCUGCACCGCAGGACUACCACUACUUACGGCUUAAAGCGCCCUUCUUCGAGAGCGACACUUUCCGAAGUCAAGCAAAAGUUUGGAACAUUCCCUUUCAGCUUGAGGCAAUUGGACGAUGAGCGUUCAGGCAAGGUUGGUGUUGUCGAAUGCGUGCGUGGUGGUGUCAUUCGUCAGUACGAGGUGAUUGGCGCGACUGACGGCGAGCCCGUCAGCCGUCUCUUCACGACAGUCGCUGUCACCAAGAAUGGCGUCCAGAAGUUGGCCGCACCUCCAGUGCCGGACAUUGCCCAGUGGAAGUCUGACAAGAAGAUCACCGACGAGGAGGUCCUCAAGAUCCUUGAGCUCCCACUUUCCAAGUCGAGCGCGAAGCCAAAGAAGGCGAACAAGAAGAAGAAGAAGCCUGCCAAGAAGGCCGCUGCUGCCAAGGAGGAAGAAGAGUCGGAUGAGGAGGAGGAGAGCAGCGAUGAGGAGUAGGUCAUCGGAAUGCCAGUUCACACUUGACUAUGGUGUGAGAGCAUGAACACCGCGGAACAAAAGCCUCCGUUGUGGCUCCUGCGAAGCUCGUCGGACGACUCGAAGUGGAAUCUCCAAGUGGCGACUUCGCGCCGGGACCCAGGCACGCAAGGAAUCCGAAAUGGACCUGAAGAGCUAUGGAUCUCCUUCUACAAAAUACAAAGCAAAUCGACAUAGCUCUGCUCCCAUG